Messenger RNA from Colius striatus (speckled mousebird), 3450 nucleotides. It is a transcript of the gene BDKRB2, whose product is annotated as bradykinin receptor B2. Gene Ontology annotation, biological process: neutrophil chemotaxis; G protein-coupled receptor signaling pathway; smooth muscle contraction. Gene Ontology annotation, molecular function: bradykinin receptor activity. The record is from RefSeq and is a predicted model, not a curated record. The transcript is spliced from 2 exons. Gene Ontology annotation, cellular component: membrane. Lineage: Eukaryota; Metazoa; Chordata; Aves; Coliiformes; Coliidae. Bases 93 to 1238 code for a protein of 381 amino acids.
CAUUCAUACAACAGAAGGAGCCUGGCUGUUCCCAGAGACGUGUUGCACUUCACUCAUUUGUACCUGCUCAGUGGUGAGUUUGCAGUCAAGAAAUGGUUUCCGUCACAACUGAGAGCGUUACACGAGUAUUCAACAUCAUGGCCACCCAGGAGCUCACAGCCAGCCUGGCAAACCUCCACAAUAAUUCAGAAGUGCAUGGACUGAGUCCAUAUAAAUGUAUUAACCCAGAUCUAUGGAAAAGUCUACAGGAUUUUCAGCCUGGAUUUCUCUGGUUUCUGUUUAUUCUGGGAGCAAUAGAAAACUCCUUUGUUCUCACCGUCCUGUGCUUCCACAAGAGUCGCUGCACAGUAGCUGAAAUUUACCUGGCAAACAUGGCAUUUGCAGACCUCAUGUUAGUCUGUGCUUUACCUUUCUGGGCCAUUAAUAUGUCUAAUGGAUUUGAAUGGCCUUUUGGCCUGUUCCUCUGUAAAGCUGUCAACAUAAUGAGCAACAUGAACUUUUACUCCAGCAUUUAUUUCCUGACACUAGUGAGCAUCGACCGCUACCUGGCCUUGGUGAAAACCAUGUCCCUGGGACGGAUGCGAAGAACCGUGUGUGCUAAGUGGAACAGCUUUGUCAUCUGGAUGUGUGCGUUGCUCAUAUGUUCACCUACGCUGAUGUUCCGAAACUUACAGUAUUACAAAGAGGAAAACAUCACAGCCUGUCUUCUUGAUUACCCAGCCAGCUAUUGGCAGCCCGCAAACAACUGCUUGCUGAACAUUGUGGGCUUUGCGAUCCCACUCUGUGUGAUUACCUACUGCACUAUGCAAAUCAUCAAAGCCUUACGCAGUAGUGAGCUACAGAAAAUGAAGUUAGUCCAGACAGAGAGGAGAGCCACCACGCUGGUCCUUGCUGUGCUCUUGCUAUUCAUCAUUUGCUGGCUUCCAUUCCAGAUCAGCACAUUCAUAGACACCAUCUGUUACCUUGUACCCUCUUUCAAAUGCCUGGAGGAAGUCAAUGACAUACUGACCCAAAUAGCUACGUACUGUGCCUUCAGCAACAGCUGCCUGAACCCCAUCCUGUAUGUAAUUGUUGGGAAGCACUUCCAGAAGAAGGCUGCAGAAUUCUACAAGGACUUAUUCCCAAAGAGGUGCAGAAAAUCACGCUCUGCACAGAUGGAAAACUCCCUGGACACUUUAAGAACUUCCAUUUCAAGUGAAUAUCCAAGGAAAAAGUCUAUUUUCCCAUUACCACGAUAGCAUAAUUUGUUUAUUACAGGAAAAAAGCCUUCUAUGGUAUCAGUCUCCACUAGCAGCCAUCUGCUACUGGUCCACAGAACAAACACUCAGCAUUUGUGGGAAACCAAUGGUUAAUGGGAGUUCAAUAGAGAGGUCUGCUUCUAAUGCUAUUUUUCACCAUUGAAUCCUACAUUGUAUCAUUCUUACCUUUCCAGUCUGAAUAGUAUUUGAUGCAUGUAUGACUUGAAAGGUUUGCAUUUCUAAGGUGUAUAUUCACGUAUAUAGAGUCCUCUGAGUAGAAUCCCAGUACAGAAGACAUUGUCAGGAUUGUGCAACUACUUGUGGUACCCACAAUUUGUUAGUCUACAUUUUUGGUAAGAGAAGCUUGUAAUUUCUUGGUACAUGAAUACUGUAGGACUAGUAUUCAAAUGGAUUAUGUAUGGCCAUCUUCUUGGCUUUUACUUUUUCUGUUCAGACACCCAAAACUAUUUUGAUUGUUUCACUGAUAAGCUUUGCCUUUUUGCAACUGCUCUGCCCCUGAUAGUUAAAGGUUUACAUCAGCCUAUGUGUAUGGAAAGUAUCUCAGAAAAGAUCGUAAAGCAGUAGUAGAAGGAAGGCUGCAGCCAACUGCAUGGAGAUGGGUUUUCUUUGUCAUAGGAGAGCCUUUACACCUUCUGUACUGGGGUAAAAGCAUUCACUUACUCUGAGAGAGUGAAUGUUAUUUACAUUUAUACCUACACUUCAGCUUAGAGACUUCAUUUUUAAUAUUCACCCAUAGUAUUUGUAAAGUUAUUUAACACAAAAGCUCAGCACAACUGAUAUAAUCUCACAAGUCAAAGAAACUGAGAAUAUGAAGCAGAGCAUCACCUGAAUGCCUUAGAAAUCUAACUGAAGUUAGUGGAAGUCACACAGAAUCUCAAGGGCUGGAAGGGAUCUCGAAAGCUCAUCCAGUCCAAACCCCCUCCAGAGCAGGACCCAGAGUAGGUCACACAAUAAAUAUUUAUUUCCUUUGUGUAUCUUUUUCCAGGCCAGUUAUCAUUAACUUUGGUUUGCUCAUGUAAAUAGUAUACCAAUGAAUAUAAUAUACACCAAGGACAUUGCAGUUAAUAAAGCCGAGUGGUCAGUUCAGAUACUGUGAAUGAAAGCAGUAAGGAUUUUGGAGCAUGGCUGAUUUUAUUACCUCUGGUAUUCCUCAAAUCCAAACAUUAAGUAGGAGUUUAAGUCAUGGGAGGUGACAGGAUGGGCAUUUGCUCUGUAAAAGUAUUUACAAUGGGAAUAGAAUUAUUGAGACAAUAACAUUUUCAUAAACUGAAAUGUCUACAAACUGCUGUAACAUGUGACUUUCCUAAGUAAAAAUGCUCCGGAUGAUUUUUUGGUCUUGGACAUUUCUACUCAGGAACGGCCUUGUCAGGCUCUAAUAAUACCUGCAUUCUAUUAUUAGAGUAAAUCUGAGUGAUUUUAAAGCAACACAGCUUUUCCCCAAUUGGUCUGGGAUGUAAGUUAAGUUUACAUAGAAGAUAAACUCAAAGCACACUCAGUUGUUAGUAUGCAUCUUUACCUCUAGGGGUCUUAAUCAAAAACAGCAUUGGAGACAAUCUAAAGUCUUCUGAAGCUAACAGAACCUUUAUUCUUUUCAAAGCACUUAAGGUUGCAGCCUUAUAACCACCAAAGGAGAUGGAGAUUGGUGAUGUAAGUAAACUCAGGCUGCAACUGUAUGGUCGUUGUUCAUCAGAGGCUGAACGGAGCAAGAAAGUUCCAAUUAAGAUGGGAAAUUUGUAUUAAACUUUCAAAGAACUACACCCAAAGAUUCUCUAAAAGUGUGUGGGUAUGCUACAAAAACCACAGGAUUUAGAUCACUGGAGAUCAUUUAUAGAUAAUUUCCAUGAUUUUAAUAAUCCAGUAUAAUUCUGUCAUCAAUACUUCCAUUGUCCAUUCUUCGUGUUGUCUAAGGCACCCAUGCUGAAACACUGCAAGGCUUUGCAGUUCUCUCCAGUGUUAUCAAUCCUAUCUCAUUCAUGAGCAUGCUAAUCGCACAACCAUUAAACAAAGGGAACUCCAUAUAGAGGUUACUGAGACAAUGGAAGAGACUUUUGACUAUUUGGUACUGAAAAGUAACAUAUAGAAAUGUUAUUAUAUUAGUAUGACAUUAAUUUAAAUCAUGUAAAUACAUAGACACUUUGUUUUGCUCUGCAGUAAGCAAGUAUAACAAAAAAUAAACUGCUUUAAGAAAUGA